GGCGGAUGUCUCCGGCUGGUUGCAUCAGCAUUACGGGGACGCUGCUACAUGCCGGCGCGGGUUAGCGGACAGCUCAGAGCGGCGCAGUCCUGCAGUUUAUAGCGCUUUCCUUCAUUUUUCCUGUAUUUCUGUGCUGCUGCGAUGGGGGACGAGGCUGUGACCGAGCAGAUAAAGGAGCUGCACCUGAGCGAAGGGAAGCAGGGUGGAACUCCGGACAAGGCCGGCAAGGAUGGAGCGAAGAAGAAGAACAAAGGAGCUGCAGGCGAUGCUGCAGGCAAAACUGAGCUCAGUCCACCGCCUCAGUAUAUAGAAGAGCGUCUGGAUCUGUACAACAAGCUGAAAGCUGAGCAUGAUGCUUUGAUGUCCGAGAGGGCAGAGAAGGACAGCAAGCCCAUCAAGAUCACCCUGCCUGAUGGGAAAGUGGUGGACGGGGAGUCCUGGAAGACCACGCCUUACCAGGUCGCCUGUGGAAUCAGCCAAGGCCUCGCUGAUAACACUGUGAUCGCCAAAGUGAACAAUGCUGUGUGGGACCUGGACAGACCUUUAGAGGAGGACUGCAGUCUGCAGCUGCUGAAGUUUGAUGAUGAGGAGGCGCAAGCAGUCUACUGGCACUCCAGUGCCCACAUCAUGGGGGAGGCCAUGGAGAGAGUGUAUGGAGGCUGCCUCUGUUACGGACCCCCUAUUGAGAAUGGCUUUUACUAUGACAUGUUUCUGGAGAAUGAAGGUGUAUCGAGUAAUGACUUCCCCUGUCUGGAGAACCUGUGUAAGAAGAUCAUCAAGGAGAAGCAGCCCUUUGAGAGGCUGGAGAUAAAGAAGGAGACUCUGCUGGAAAUGUUCAAGUACAACAAGUUUAAGUGCAGGAUCCUGAAUGAGAAAGUUACCACCCCAACCACAACAGUGUACAGGUGUGGCCCCUUGAUUGACCUGUGCAGAGGGCCCCAUGUAAGACACACUGGAAAGAUCAAGGCCCUGAAGAUCCAUAAGAACUCCUCCACAUACUGGGAGGGAAAGGCAGAUAUGGAGAGCCUGCAGCGACUGUAUGGUAUCUCCUUCCCUGACCCGAAGAUGCUGAAGGAGUGGGAGAAGUUCCAAGAGGAGGCGAAGAACAGGGACCACCGCAAACUGGGACGGGAGCAGGACUUGUUUUUCUUCCAUGACCUCAGCCCUGGUAGCUGCUUCUUCCUCCCAAAGGGAGCGUACCUCUACAACACGCUGGUGGAGUUUAUACGGAGCGAGUACAGAAAGAGAGGCUUCCAGGAAGUGGUCACUCCGAACAUUUACAACAGCAAACUCUGGCAGACGUCCGGCCACUGGCAACACUACAGCGAGAACAUGUUCUCCUUUGAGGUGGAGAAGGAGAUCUUCGCCCUCAAACCCAUGAACUGCCCGGGUCACUGUCUGAUGUUCGACCAUCGGCCGCGCUCUUGGAGGGAGCUGCCUCUGCGACUAGCUGAUUUUGGUGUCCUGCACCGCAAUGAGCUUUCUGGAGCCCUGACCGGUCUGACCCGCGUCCGCCGCUUUCAGCAGGACGACGCCCACAUCUUCUGCACCAUGGACCAGAUUGAGUCAGAGAUAAAGGGCUGCCUGGACUUCCUGCGUACUGUGUAUGAUGUUUUUGGCUUCACCUUCAAACUGAACCUCUCCACAAGACCAGAGAAGUUCCUGGGGGAGCCUGAAGUGUGGGACCAGGCUGAGAAGCAACUGGAGAACAGUCUGAAUGAGUUUGGGGAAAAGUGGGUGUUGAACCCUGGGGAUGGUGCUUUCUAUGGACCAAAGAUUGACAUUCAGAUCAAGGAUGCUAUUGGGAGAUACCAUCAGUGUGCCACUAUUCAGCUGGACUUCCAGCUGCCCAUCAGAUUCAAUCUGUCCUACGUCAGUCAUGAUGGAGAUGAUAAGAAGCGGCCAGUGAUCAUACACAGAGCCAUCUUGGGAUCUGUCGAGAGAAUGAUCGCCAUUCUGACGGAAAACUAUGGUGGAAAAUGGCCUUUGUGGCUUUCCCCACGUCAGGUGAUGGUUGUGCCUGUUGGACCCACUUGUGAGGAAUAUGCACAGAGGGUACAAAAUGAGUUCCACAAUGCUGGCUUGAUGACAGACGUGGACUUGGACCCAGGCUGCACUCUGAAUAAGAAGAUCAGAAAUGCGCAAUUAGCUCAGUACAACUUUAUCUUGGUGGUGGGAGAGAAAGAGAAGAGCAGUGAUACGGUGAACGUCCGCACUCGAGACAACAAGGUCCACGGGGAGAGGAGUCUGACGGACUGCAUGGAGCGCCUGAGACAGCUGAAAGCUGCACGAACCCGCAAUGCCGAGGAGGAGUUCUGAGCCCCGCCCGGCUUUCUGACCGAGAGAAGUUCCGGAUCUCAGGGAUUGGUCAUUCCAUGCUGAGGCUGUGGGCAAAACCGCACUUCUUCUGGACACAUCUUGCUCUAAUGAGGCCUUGUCUCACAGGCUGGGGCUAAACAGCAGCUGUGACAGUUAUCUAGCUGCUCUCAUGAACUCAUGAACAAAUACUUAUAGGAUUACUGUUAUUCAUUCAUUAGCAAUGAAAGAGGAAAAAAAAAAACACACUGUUCAUGCAAUUUGAUCUGUAUUGAGACCUGCAAGCCCAGUUGGUAAAGCCGUCCCUGAGAAAACCACUGGUAACCUAAAUGCUUUAUUUCCCUUAUGGUAAUAUGAAAUAUUAGCACCCAAAUUGUACCAGGUACUAGGUACUUACUCUUUAUCUGCUUUUUCAUUUUUGUUUUAUGGAGCCAAAUGGAAAAAUUAAGUCAGUAGAAUCUUUUUCACGUAAAAUCCUCCAAAUAGGUGGUGAAAUGCCUUUUUUUGGUGGGGAAAAUCCUGGGAAAGUAUGUUAUUUGGUCAAAUUGCUGUAGUCAUGCUGUAGUUUGUAAUCAUUUGGAAAGGGACUUUUCACCUCUUGUCUCUUUUUCUACCAGAGUACGAUAUUGUAAGAUACCAGUCCUCCAUGUCUUAUGCAAAUAAAAUAAAUCUUAUUCUUCCAAUGUU
Molecule: messenger RNA, 3003 nt
Organism: Astyanax mexicanus (Mexican tetra)
Lineage: Eukaryota; Metazoa; Chordata; Actinopteri; Characiformes; Acestrorhamphidae
Gene: tars1
Product: threonyl-tRNA synthetase 1
Exons: 19
Coding region: 142-2319 (725 amino acids)
Biological process (GO): threonyl-tRNA aminoacylation
Cellular component (GO): cytoplasm
Molecular function (GO): ATP binding; threonine-tRNA ligase activity
Source: RefSeq, a predicted model, not a curated record